Messenger RNA from Pogonomyrmex barbatus (red harvester ant), 1999 nucleotides. RefSeq names its product deformed epidermal autoregulatory factor 1 (gene Deaf1). Lineage: Eukaryota; Metazoa; Arthropoda; Insecta; Hymenoptera; Formicidae. The record is from RefSeq and is a predicted model, not a curated record. Gene Ontology annotation, cellular component: nucleus. Gene Ontology annotation, molecular function: DNA-binding transcription factor activity, RNA polymerase II-specific; DNA binding. Gene Ontology annotation, biological process: regulation of transcription by RNA polymerase II.
GAAGUAAUUACAAUAAUUUACAACUAAUUUAUUAUCAGAAUUUAUUGUCAGAAGAGAUAAUUUCGACAGAUCAUAUUUUUGCUCUAUGUUCGCUAUUUCUUAAGCGCUCGUUAAGCGUCGAUCCACUGUGCGGCGUCGCGUCGUUGAACGUGCGCCGACGCCAUUGCGCAAACGAACGCGAGCGAAUCGCAUUCGGCGACUCUCGGCGAUGCUCGGCGGCGAAUCCAGCUUGGACAGGUGAAGAGGCGCGGAGACGAGGCUAGGCGAGGUGAGGCGAGACGAGGCGAGGCGAGGCGAGAACAGCCGAAAUGGAGGAGAGCCAAACAUCGGAAAGUGUCGCCGUGCUACCGGACAUGUCCGAAUCGUUGACGAGCGAGACCGAGGAGGCGGCCGCGCUGACGAGCGAACACGAGGCACAUCCCGUCGCGGUUACGGCGAGUGUUACCACGGUACCCGGUGUACCGGGCGUUUCUGGAGUCGGCGUACCGGUCUCUCUUCCCGUGGGCUCCAUCAUCGGUGUAGCGAACUCGACCAAUGGCACGACCUUCAACGUCAUCACCUCGGAUCAACUGCAGUUGCCAGGUUCGGGGCAGUUCAAACAGAUGCUAUGCGUCGACAAUGGGUUUAUUUGUGAACCUCGUCAUGACAAAGAUUCGGAUCCCCUGCGUUGGAAUGGUGAGCUGAAAGCAACCCACAUAGUGAUCCAGAAUAGUACGGAUGAAACCGAAUCAGAACAGAUACAUGUAUCUACACCCAGUUCUCAACCAAUAUACAGCUGGUCAGAUUCAGCAAACUUGGCGGUGUUACCUAUCAGAUGUAAAAACACAAAUGCAGAGUUGCACAAGAGUAGAUUUGGAUCUGGUGGUAGAGGACGGUGUAUUAAACUUGGCUCAGAGUGGUACACACCUAGUGAAUUUGAGGCCCUCUGUGGUAGAGCAUCCAGCAAAGAUUGGAAACGGAGUAUUCGAUUUGGAGGAAGAAGUUUGCAGACUCUCAUUGAUGAACAAAUUCUGAAACCACAUGCUACUUCUUGCACCUGUGCAGCGUGUUGCGAUGAUGACAGUGCGACAGGACCAGUGCGUCUGUUUACUCCAUACAAACGUCGAAAAAGACCCAAGGAUUCAUCUGAUGGAGAAAUCCCUUCGCGUAAACAUAAGAUUGAGAAUAUGCGAGAUGGCAGCAAUAAUGAUGAGAGUGGCGAUGAAGUUGUAGUACCUGAUAAAGAAGUCUGGCCACAAUUUGUUUCUACGGAUGGACUAGUUGUACAGCAGUCCCAGGAACAAGACACAGUUGUGCAGAAUGCGCAUCAAACAGAAAAUGGUCAAGGCGAUGAUAUUUUUAAAAAACUAGAUGAAAUGUCAAAUAAAAUGAUGAAAUUGGCUUACGAAUUUAGACGUACUUUAGAAGAAGCAAAAGAGUUAAAUAGGCAACAGAGAAGAGAGCAGGCAUUGGUCGCGCAACUUGGAGGACGAGCGGAUGUUAUUGAAACUGUUGGACUACAACCAGCGUCUGAUUCGCAUAAUAAAAAGUGUGCCAAUUGUAAUCGAGAAGCAUUUGCAGAAUGCUCUCUAUGCAGACGUACGCCAUACUGUUCCACAUUUUGUCAGCGUAAAGAUUGGGGAAGUCACCAAAUAGAAUGUGUGAGGGGUGCAGCCGAGACUGUAAUGCUCAUAGUAGAAAGUGGCAACGGAGACACGAGUACCCUCCCGACAACCACAACGGACCAAUAGCUAGUGUUUCUCACACCGAUUCACCAAAAGAAUGUAGAGAAUGAAGAAUCCAAUGUAGAAACAUUGAAAUUGGAAUUCAAGGAAGAGACGUAGACUUGAGGUGUUUGUGUUGCACGUAAAUGAAAAAAUGUAAAUAUAGAUGUACAAUAGAAAAAUAUUUCACAUGUGUAUACGCAUCACAUAGGCAUACACAUACACACAGGAUACAUACAUACGCGACGCGCGCAUGCAAAAAUAUAUACGUAUAUAUACACAUAUAUAUAGUCUAU